Messenger RNA from Danaus chrysippus (African queen), 1833 nucleotides. NCBI's taxonomy places the organism in Eukaryota, Metazoa, Arthropoda, Insecta, Lepidoptera, Nymphalidae. The record is from the annotation of a GenBank genome assembly.
AUGAAUCCUGGACCACCAAAUUAUCCGAUGGCAUCGCUAUAUGUCGGGGACUUGCACUCCGACAUCACCGAGGCCAUGUUGUUUGAAAAAUUUUCUCCUGCUGGUCCUGUUCUCUCUAUUCGCGUAUGCAGAGAUAUGAUAACUCGUAGGUCUCUUGGGUACGCUUACGUAAAUUUUCAGCAGCCUUCUGAUGCCGAAAGAGCAUUAGACACUAUGAAUUUUGAUAUGAUCAAAGGUAGGCCAAUCAGAAUUAUGUGGUCCCAAAGAGAUCCAUCCCUCCGAAAAUCUGGAGUUGGAAAUGUUUUCAUUAAAAAUCUUGACAAAGAAAUAGAUAACAAGGCCAUGUAUGAUACAUUCUCUGCUUUUGGCAAUAUAUUGAGUUGUAAGGUAGCUCAAGAUGAAAAUGGGGCAUCUAAGGGAUAUGGUUUUGUCCACUUUGAAACAGAAGAAGCUGCUAAUAAAUCCAUUGAGAAAGUAAAUGGUAUGUUGCUUAAUGGGAAAAAGGUUUACGUAGGCAGAUUUAUCCCUCGUAAGGAACGCGAAAAGGAACUGGGAGAGAAAGCUAAAUUGUUCACUAAUGUUUACGUCAAGAACUUCGGCGAAGAUUUCUCGGAUGAAAUGCUUAGAGAUAUGUUUGAAAAAUAUGGCAGAAUAACUAGCCAUAAAGUAAUGUAUAAAGAGGAUGGCUCAUCCAGAGGUUUUGGUUUCGUAGCCUUUGAAGAUCCAGAUGCUGCCGAAAGGGCAUGUCUCGAGCUUAAUGGCAAAGAACUUGUUGAAGGAAAACCUCUAUAUGUAGGACGUGCUCAGAAGAAAGCUGAACGCCAAAAAGAACUAAAGCGUAAAUUUGAGCAGUUAAAAACUGAACGUUUGACUCGUUAUCAAGGAGUUAAUCUGUAUGUGAAGAAUUUGGAUGACACGAUUGAUGAUGAGAGACUCCGGAAGGAAUUCGCGCCAUUUGGUACUAUUACUUCAGCCAAGGUCAUGUUGGAAGAUGGUCGUAGCAAAGGCUUUGGGUUUGUAUGUUUCUCAUCUCCUGAAGAAGCUACUAAAGCUGUUACUGAAAUGAAUGGAAGAAUUGUAGGAACUAAACCUCUUUAUGUAGCUCUUGCUCAACGGAAAGAAGACCGCAAAGCUCAUUUGACUUCCCAAUACAUGCAACGCAUGGCAAGUAUGAGAAUGCAACAAAUGGGCCAGAUAUUCCAACCAGGCAGCGCUGGGGGCUACUUCGUCCCAACUAUUCCUCCAGCCCAAAGAUUCUAUGGCCCUGCUCAAAUUACUCAGAUGAGACCUUCACAGAGAUGGACUGCACAGCCUCCUGUAAGACCCAGCACUCAAACUGCUGCUUCAGCAUAUCCAAACAUGCAAGCACCAUUUAGACCCACUACACGUGGACCAACUCAAACAGCUUUGCGCACUUCUCUUGGAGCUAGACCUAUAACAGGUCAACAGGGUGUAGCUGCAGCACCAUCCAUUCGUGCACCUCUUGUACCAAGCGGCCGUACUGCUGGCUACAAAUAUACAUCAACUGUGCGCAACCCACCAGCUCCACAGCCAGCUGUUCAUAUCCAGGGUCAAGAGCCAUUGACAGCCUCCAUGUUAGCUGCUGCACCACUUCAAGAACAAAAACAAAUGCUCGGAGAACGUCUCUUCCCUCUCAUUCAGAGAAUGCACCCUGAUCUUGCUGGCAAAAUUACUGGAAUGCUUCUAGAAAUAGAUAAUUCUGAACUUUUACAUAUGUUAGAGCAUGGAGAGUCUCUUAAAGCGAAGGUUGAUGAGGCUGUUGCUGUUUUGCAAGCUCACCAAGCUAAACAGCAAGCCACUAAGAAAGAUUAA